UUAAUUGAGGUUUGCUUGGUUGUUUAGCUAGCUAUUUGGCUAUAGUCUUCAGUUAACGUAACUGGCUUAGCUAGCUACCUGUCCUUGCUCUACCACGCUGGCUACCGUUACGUCGUUAGCUAGUUCGUUGAUGGCCAGUCUAGGUAACGUUAGCGAAGUUAAGAUACUAUUUUCAGUCUGUUGAUGGUUACUAGUUGGUAACGUUAGUGUUGCUAGGGUCUUUCUUGGCCAUGCUCUGAAUCUAACGUUAGUUUGCUGUCAAGUUAGCUUAACGUUAGCUAACAGUAACAGGCCUCGUUAUGUUAUCUAGUUAUAUACUCAACUCAUAGAUGUGGUGGUUAACUUUAGCCAAUUACUUCGGAUAAGUUGAUUAGGAGCAGUUACAUUGGACAAGGAGAAGCUAUUUAGAUAUGCGUUUAAUUGAACGUGCAAACAUAGGUUAGGUGUUAGCAGAAUUGUUGCCGUCGCUAGUUAGCUGACUGGUUCUGACUGGCACUAAACUUGUGUAGUCGUUUGCUGAUGCUCCCGCUUAGUCUCUGUAGCGUUAGCUGUUAGAAACAUACAGAACGGUAUUGGCCAAUUGUCAUGCAUUGCCUGUUACUUGUGCAAGAGCAUCUUCCUACAGCAUCAGUUUCAAGUUUUCGGGGUCUUUCCCACCAAGUUGGUUUGGUGCGGUUUUUCCCAAACUCUUGUUAAAUCCACAUCAGUGUAGAUGAAGGGGAGGAAGUAUUUUGAGACAUGAGUUGUGUAUAUGUGCCAUUCAGAGGGUGAAUGAGUAAGACAAAAUAUUUACGUGUUUUUGAAUAUGGCAUGGUACGGUAGUAGGUACCAGGUGCACGGAUGUGUCAAGAACUGCAACACUGCUAGGGGGUUUUUCUUCAUAAAAGCGUCUUCUAAAUGGCAUUAUUUAUUGUAUUAUUUAAACUCUCCACUGUUUCCCGUGUGUAUCAAGAAUGGUCCACCACCCAAAGGAUAGCCAGCCAACUUGACACAACUGGGGGAAGCAUUGGAGUCAACGUGGUCCAGCAUCCCUGUGGAACGCUUUCGACAGUCCAGUCCAUUCCCUGAUGAAUUGAUGCUGUUCUGAAGGCCAAAGGGGGGGUGCAACUCAAUAUUAGGAAGGUGUUCCUAAUGUUUUGUACACUCAGUGUAUAGUUUAGUGAGUGUACCUCAGUGCAAGAUAGUUUGUGUAUCAUUAAUUCAGUAUUUAGCAGUCUUUUUUGUUGUCUCGGGGCCUUUUGGUCCAAGAGCCAAUGUUCCGGUACUGUUUGCCGGGCGGUAGCAGAGUGAACAGUCUAUGGCUUGGGUGGCUGGAGUCUUUGGCAAUUUUUCAGGCCUUCUUCUGACAUCGCAUAAUAUAGAGGUACUGGAUGGCAGGGAAGUCGGCUCCAGUGAUGUGCUGGGCUGUCUUCACCACCCUCUGUAGCGCUUUGCGGUCAAGAGUGGUGCAUUUUCCGUACCAAGCGGCGACGCAGCCAUUCAAGAUGCUCCCGACUGUGCAGCUGUAGAACUUUUGAGGAUCCGAGGGCCCCAUGCUAAAUCUUAUCAGCCUCCUGAGGGAGAAGAGGUGCAGCCGUACCCUCGUCGUGGUGUUCCUCGACUCCCCCUGCCAGAAACUGGAUGAACCUGCGUGAUGCUGAGACCGGGAAGGUGCUGUGGCAGGGAACGGAGGAUCUGUCUCUUCCUGGGGUCGAACAUGAAGCUCGAGUCCCCAAGAAAAUUCUCAAGUGCAAAGCUGUGUCCAGAGAGCUAAAUUUCUCUUCGUCAGAAAAACUGGAAAAGUUCCGCCUUGAGCAGAAGGUUUUCUUCAAAGGCCAGUGCUUAGAAGAAUGGUUCUUUGAGUUUGGCUUUGUGAUUCCCAACUCCACAAACACAUGGCAGUCUUUGAUAGAGGCGGCUCCAGAGUCGCAGAUGAUGCCCGCAAAUGUUUUAACUGGAAAUGUUGUUAUAGAGACCAAGUUCUUUGAUGACGAUCUUCACGUCAGCACCUCCCGAGUACGACUUUUCUAUGUCUGAAGAAGAACGAACAACUUACUUUUUUAUUUUCUAUUAAUCCUUGAAGUGAGAGGGUGUGUGGGGGGGGGGGAAACAGGACCAUGCAUACACAACUGUUGUUGUUAUCCAAUGGUCACUGGAAGCCAAGUUCGACGGAGUGCAUUUCUCUUUACAGUGACGGGUGACCGCAGCACUAAAGGGAACAAUGCAGGAAGAAACCGACAUCCAACCAAGUCAUCAAGAUCACACUGGCUUCUUGGCAGACAAGACUUUUUGUAUGUAAAUAUAUAUAUAUAUUUGGGCAAAGAUGAUGCUCAUGGCAAGAAACCAUGUAAAUUAUUUUAUUUGUACAUUCAUUUUUUUCCUUGUCAUUCCAGAAAUGUCACCUUGCGAUGUACACUGCUCCAUUGUCACCUUGUGUUUUUGAUGUUUGCUUCCAAUUCAUGUUGUGGUUGCUGAUAUUGUCAUUGUUUGGAUUUUUUUUUUAUAUAGCUGUUACUAAUCUUGUAAAAUAGGCUGUGUUUAUUACUACACGAAUUAUGGAUUAAAAUAUGUUCACUACA
Messenger RNA from Salvelinus fontinalis (brook trout), 2558 nucleotides. It is a transcript of the gene pde6d, whose product is annotated as phosphodiesterase 6D, cGMP-specific, rod, delta. Gene Ontology annotation, biological process: sensory perception of light stimulus. Lineage: Eukaryota; Metazoa; Chordata; Actinopteri; Salmoniformes; Salmonidae. The record is from RefSeq and is a predicted model, not a curated record. The transcript has 5 exons. Gene Ontology annotation, cellular component: cytoplasm. The coding region runs from base 1621 to 2016 and encodes 131 amino acids.